This is a messenger RNA of Neltuma alba, 2072 nucleotides long. RefSeq lists its product as uncharacterized. The transcript has 7 exons. Gene Ontology annotation, molecular function: DNA binding. Bases 247 to 1986 code for a protein of 579 amino acids. NCBI's taxonomy places the organism in Eukaryota, Viridiplantae, Streptophyta, Magnoliopsida, Fabales, Fabaceae. The record is from RefSeq and is a predicted model, not a curated record.
UCUUCGUCACUUGUGGAUGUGCGUGGCUGCUCCUGCGUCGUGCAUUUCCCCGUUAACUGGCUUAGCCUUCUCUGCCCGGUGUAGAUUGAUUCUCGCUUUCACUGCAUAUACUUCUUCUGUAGUGACUCAAUUCUCAGUCACUUCAGUUCAACGCUUCAAGAGCGAUUCCAAAAGGAGCAUAAGUUGAUGCUGUCUCCUCCAAGUUAUGCACUCUUCAUGUCAGUGUAGAUUGCUGAAUGAGUUCCCAUGCCUUUACUGGAGAUCGCAAAUGCGCAGCCCUACUUCCACUAUACUUCGUGUUCACUCCGAGCUCAAAAGCCUCUUCAUGGUAAAAUAGCAUCAAUUUCGUUUACAUAUGGUAAAGAGCUGAGGCUUCCUUGUGCUUGGAAAUCUUUGGAAAAGUUUAAAAAGGUGAGAUUCAAUGAGGGACGUCGUGAGUGGUCGAGGGGCAGACUGUUGAUUAAAGCAGUUGCUACUCUUGAACCAAAGAGAUUGGCUGCAGAUGAAGAUAAAUGUUUGAGUUUUAAGGACUCAGAUGCGGGUGUAAAUUCUAACCGGCCUGUAGUUCGGCAUGACUCUUGUAAUGAGGAGCCAGAAGAACUUGAUGAGAAGGAGAAGAUGAGAAGAAUGAGAAUUUCAAAAGCAAAUUCAGGAAACACACCAUGGAACAAAGGCAGGAAGCAUAGUCCUGAAACUUUACAGAAAAUCAGGGAAAGGACCAGGCUGGCUAUGCAGAACCCAAAGGUCCGAAUGAAGUUGGUUGAUCUUGGACACGCACAAACCAUGGCAACAAGACAGAAGAUUGGCAUUGGAGUGAGAAAGGGUUGGGAAAGAAGGAUGGCAAAAAGGAUGGUGCAGGAAGCUUGUAUCUUUGAGUGGCAGAAUUUAAUUGCAGAAGCUUCUAGACAGGGCUUUGUUGGCGAGGAAGAGAUGCAAUGGAAAUCUUAUGAAACUCUGAAUGAACAGCUGCAGCAGGAGUGGCUCGAGAGUAUUGAACAAAGGAAAAUUAUGCAAAGGGCACCUCAUAGUAAAAGAGCACCCAAAUCUCUUGAGCAGAGAAGGAAGAUUGCUGAAGCCAUCUCUGCAAAAUGGGCCGAUCCCGAAUACCGUCAAAGAGUUUGCUCUGCAUUGGCCAAGUAUCAUGGUACUUCUGAUAAAACUGAAAGGAAACCAAGGAGAAAGCCAAGCGAUGGUACAGAAUCCCCUAGGAGGAACUCUGUAAAGAAAAGUUCUAGUGAAACUAGAAGUUUUGCCAAGAGUAAUGAGAGAGUUCUUACUCAAAAGCUGCGAAGAAGAAAAUCUCCUGUUUACAAGGAUCCUUUAGCGAGUUUUAAGUUUGACAUGAUAAUGAACAUCAGAGCACAAAGAGCUGCUGCAGAAACCAAACAGACUGAGGCCGUUGAACGCGCAAGACUAUUAAUUGCUGAAGCUGAGAAGGCUGCCAACGCGCUUGAGGUUGCUGCAACCAAGAGUCCUAUUGCACAAGCUUCCCUCAUAGAAACCAGAAAGCUUAUAAAUGAAGCUAUUCAAUCACUUGAAUCCAUUGAAACACAACUUGCAACUGAGAGUACUGUUUCUUCUUCUGGUUCCUUGAGCGAGAUUGAUCGGGGAGAAGGUGCAACACUGGAGACUUCAAACCAAUCAGAUACUGGCCCAGUAAAUGGGCACAAAGCAUUACCAUCAAGUGAUUACAAGUUACCUGAUGGCAAAUUUCCCCUGCAUGAGUUAAUUAAUGGUGAUCUAAAGCUUCACCUUUCAACCACCAACGAUAUUGCCUCCUCUGCUUUGAGUUUUGAAAGUGAAUCGGAUUCAACAAAUCAACCAAAGGAAACCCUACAAGACCCGGGCAUGGAGCACAAGGCAGACCCAUCUCCUCCAGGGAUGGAAAUUCAAUCUGUUAAAGAUGAAACGCCCUCAAAAUCACUUACUGUAACUAAGAAGUGGGUUCGUGGAAGACUGGUCGAAGUAGUUGAAGAAACUCAUUAGAAAUGAUAUAAAGAUUAGUUCAGUUUUAAACGCUAUGAUAGAUACCACAAUUCAUUAAUUUUCAUUGUCAUCAUUAUUUUCUUACU